CGACCAAUUAAAGCUUAAUUAUCAGUUAAUCUUCUUAGCUUCCUACUAGGAGUAGGGACUACACACUAGACUACAGCUGAAGCCUGAACGAGAAUCUCGCUUUCUCUCUUCCCCCCCCCCCCUCUCUCCUCUCUGACUCUCUGUGUCCGUACUCUCACCAAAACGCUCAGAGAGUGCUCUCCCUCUCUCCGUUAAAUGAGCCCGUUGUCUGCUGAACAGAUCUUUCUUUUUCUUUUUUUUUUUAUUCGUUUUCAGUUGUCUUAAAUAAGUCAUGACAGUAGAAACGAUUCUCUUUGCAUGGCAACCUUCAAGCUCUGCAAAUUCCGGCCACAGCUCAUUUGCAAAAGAAACAGAGAGCUGGGCUUUCCUCUACCCGUCUUUGGGUCUUCAUUAAGCUGCCUUCUGAUUGCUUUCCUCAUGCUAUUUGUCGGUCUUCUCUAAUCAAGCUUCCGUCUUGUUCUUACUUGAAGAUUACCCAUCUGUAAACUCUACUAUAUUAUUCCAAUUUGUCGAUAUUUUUAUUGUUUUUUUCCUAUCCUUUGGACGAGCGGGUGGGAGGUUACAAGAUUCGAUCUCCGAUUUUCUCCUGGGGAUGGGUAUGCAAAUGAUUAUGCUGCAAGUGAGAGUGAGACUCAUCAUCAUUGUCGGCGCUUUGGUAGUUCAUGGAUCUGCAGGGUACAAUAUAUCACCAAGAGCUUUUUCUGCAGUUUCUCCAACUGAAGAUAGAAAGCCUAGUGUUGGCUACCAUAGGAAGUCUCUGGAAACUGGAGCACAAAGUCCAGGGCAUCUGCACAAUGGGCCUAUCUCAUUGGUAUUUCCACCCAAUGUUUCCGCACCUGUCCCCCGAGCUGUGCAAGGGCUGGUACCAUCCAUAUCCCCAGAUAUUGGAAGUCUAUUGCCACCACAAGAGUCAGCAUCCCCACUCCAACCCAUCCAGGGGUUUGUACCAUCUGCCCUACCAAGGGCUCAUUAUCGAAGAGCACCAUAUGAACCUGCUGUUUCUCCAAAACCGGGUCCUCCAUCCAGAAUCAGGAAGAGAUAUGGAGUGCCAGUUGCUGCACCUCCAAUGGAAUCAUUUGAUCAUUUAUCACCUGUGAACCAUUCCCCAGCCAAAGGUCUGUUCCCUGUUGAAGCCCCUGCACCAGACAAAACUGUGAGGCCCUCUAAUAAAGCAUUUGCACCUUCCAAGUCAUCUUCCAAAGCCCCAGAGAGGAGACAAUUUCAUAGUCCUGCACCUUCACCUUCAUUUUACAAGCAUAAACAUGCAAAUCAAAGAGCCAACGGCCUUGCUCCUACAUCAAUUCCAUCCCAUCCUCCUGCUUCUUAUCACAAAGGUCUGAUCAUCACUCCUGCACCUUCAAAUGCUUCGGAAACAUUGCCAAAGAAAAGUAGAAGACACAAAGGCCUGCCACACUUGGGACAAGGUCCCUCUAUCUCCCCUGUCCAAUAUCCAGUUCCUCCAACAGUGAAAAGAGGUUCUUUUGCACCUGUACCAUCACCAGCGGUUCAAUCCGGCCAAAGGCGUGUUCUUCCUCCCAAAAUUUCUCCUCCAAGUUCUUUGCCAAGGAAGCCAAAGACACCAUUAUCUCCAUCAGUUCAAACAUUACCCCCACCACCUCCUAAUUUAGAUUGUACAUCAUUGGCAUGUGUGGAUCCUUAUACAAAUAGCCCUCCAGGAUCACCCUGUGCCUGUGUGUUGCCAAUGCAAGUUGAACUGUGCCUUAGUGUGGCCCUAUACACCUUCUUUCCUUUGGUUUCUGAACUGGCUGCAGAAAUAGCAGCUGGAGUUUUCAUGAGACAAAGUCAAGUUCAUAUCAUGGGAGCAAACGCAGCCAGUCAACAGCCAGAGAAGACUAUUGUUCUUAUCAAUCUGGUGCCACUUGGAGUAAAAUUUGAUAACACCACAGCAUUUAUGACCUAUGAGAAAUUCUGGCACAAACAGAUUGCCAUAAAGGCUUCCUACUUUGGUGACUAUGAAGUGUUGUAUGUUAAAUAUCCAGGGCUUCCUCCCUCCCCACCUUCAACAACCUCAAGCAUUACCACCAUAGAUGGUGGAUCUUUACCUGGCCAUGACAAUAAUGGAAGGACAAUACGGCCUCUGGGAGUUGAUGUGAGGAGGAAACAAAAAGGAGGACUUGGUGGUGGCAUGAUUGCUAUAAUAGUUCUGUUAUCUGUUAUAGCCAUUGUGUUCUGUGUUGGAGCUGCUUGGGUGUUUCUAUUGAAAUGUGGAAGACAUUCUGGUCAACCUGCAUCUACCAUUGAAGCUUUUGUACCUUCCCUUGCAAAGCCAUCAGGGGCUGCUGGAUCUAUGAUGUUUGGAAGUGGAGCCAGUUCUGCAUCACUGUCCUUUGGAUCUAGCUUUGCAACAUAUACAGGAACUGCUAGAACUUUCAGUGCAGGUGAAAUAGAAAGAGCUACUGAUAACUUUGAUGAUUCAAGAAUACUGGGGGAAGGUGGAUUUGGACGUGUCUAUAGUGGUACCCUUGAUGAUGGAACAAAGGUGGCUGUAAAGGUUCUUAAGAGAGAUGAUCAACAGGGUGGCCGAGAAUUUUUGGCAGAAGUAGAGAUGCUUAGCCGGUUGCAUCACCGGAACUUGGUCAAAUUGAUUGGUAUAUGCACAGAGGACAAUACCCGCUGCUUGGUCUAUGAACUCAUUCCAAAUGGCAGUGUGGAGUCCCAUCUACAUGGAUCAGACAAGGAGGCUUCUCCACUUGAUUGGGGUGCCCGAAUAAAGAUUGCACUUGGUGCAGCUCGUGGUCUAGCAUAUUUGCAUGAAGACUCAAGCCCUCGUGUUAUUCAUCGAGACUUCAAGUCCAGCAAUAUCUUAUUGGAACAUGAUUUUACUCCCAAGGUGUCUGAUUUCGGUUUGGCCAGAACAGCUUUGGAUGAGGGAAAUAAACACGUUUCAACACGCGUUAUGGGAACAUUUGGUUACGUGGCUCCGGAAUAUGCAAUGACUGGACAUCUUCUUGUGAAGAGUGAUGUUUACAGUUAUGGUGUGGUACUUCUUGAGCUCCUAACAGGAAGAAAACCUGUGGACAUGUCACAGCCACAAGGUCAAGAGAAUCUAGUUGCUUGGGCACGCCCGCUUCUUACAAGUAAGGAGGGUUUAGAAGCAAUUGUUGACCCUGCAUUAGGAUCCAAUAUCCCAUUUGAUAGUGUGGCCAAGGUAGCAGCAAUUGCUUCAAUGUGUGUACAACCAGAAGUGUCACACCGACCUUUCAUGGGAGAGGUAGUGCAGGCAUUGAAGCUUGUGUGUAACGAGUGCGGUGAGACGAAAAGAGUGGGAUCAGAUAAUUGUAGUCGGGAAAACUUGUCGAUUGAUUUGGAUGCUAGGGUUAGUACUGGUUCGGGUCAAAUUCCAGAAUCUACACGUACCUACUAUGCUAUGCCUGUAUGUGAAUCCAGCCUUGAAGACCGGGGGGCUCUAUCUGCUUUGGAUGUCUUCAGUACAUCAGCAAGACAUGGGAUGCAGGUAUCGGGGUCUUUUAGGAGGCACUCUAGUUCAGGCCCUCUGCGAACAGGGAGGGGCAUGCGGUUUUGGCAGAGAUUAAGAGGCAUGACUAGAGGUAGUGCAAGUGAACACGGAGUUGCUUCCAGAUUGUGGGCAGUAUCUCGAUGAAUUUGUUGGAGCGCCAUCCAGGAAUAAGGCAACAUUGUGGUUUUCAUAUGUGAGAACAACUAGGGGGAAGACUAGUAGUUUGGGAUUUGAUAAGAAAUGCAGCUGCAUUCAAGUUCCAAUGCCUUGUGUGGCUAUGACCUCAAAAUUUAUCCAGAAUGGCUCAUGCUGCUGCUAAGAUCCCUGAAGGAAAUGCAUUGGUCAUGGUGAACAAGUUUGUUUGCUGCAAUCUUUGUCAAAAGAUGAUUCAGAUGAGAGCCAUGAUUUGUGAAGUUUGUAUCUUUGAAAGAGGCAUGAUUCUUAGUGUAUCUCAAAUAAAUGCUCCACUUUGAGAUAGUCUUGAUUUGAAGUUUUGAGCAAAGUUUCCUUGGUUCAGUUCAAUCCCUCUCUAUGUAUCGAGGAUUUGAAGUAUACAAGAGAUCUUUUACACAACUGUAAUCUCAAACUUUCAAUUGGUGGUAUCUACCAUCUAUCCUUCUUUACAAGGAAAAUUUGAGUAUAAGACGAUUGGUUAAUUUACUUCAGCCCAUAGAACGUGGAUUGAUUUCCCUUUUCCCCACUUUUAGCUUAAACUGACCAAGUUUAAUGUUGCUUA
Messenger RNA from Nelumbo nucifera (sacred lotus), 4214 nucleotides. Its product is annotated as Protein kinase superfamily protein. Lineage: Eukaryota; Viridiplantae; Streptophyta; Magnoliopsida; Proteales; Nelumbonaceae. Gene Ontology annotation, biological process: protein phosphorylation. The record is from RefSeq and is a predicted model, not a curated record. Gene Ontology annotation, molecular function: protein kinase activity; ATP binding.